Molecule: messenger RNA, 2693 nt
Organism: Pristis pectinata (smalltooth sawfish)
Lineage: Eukaryota; Metazoa; Chordata; Chondrichthyes; Rhinopristiformes; Pristidae
Product: acyl-coenzyme A thioesterase 9, mitochondrial-like
Exons: 17
Coding region: 135-1565 (476 amino acids)
Biological process (GO): acyl-CoA metabolic process
Cellular component (GO): mitochondrion
Molecular function (GO): fatty acyl-CoA hydrolase activity
Source: RefSeq, a predicted model, not a curated record
GACAACGCGGUGACGUCAGCUGGAAAGAGCCGCCGCUCGGGGAGGUGACGCACGCAAAUCGGGAGUAUCCCUGUUGUUGUGGAGACCGGAAGGACGGGGCUGAAGUGCUCGGGUUGCUACCGGCUGAGAGGACCAUGUAUCUGAGACCCAGGUUUUGGCUGCUUCGGGGUAUUUCUUCUGUUCUCAUCAAGCCACAUAAUCCUUUAUCUGCACGCUUACAUAUAGAGGGAUGUUGCCCAGAACUGACUGAAGGAGAAUCUAAACUGUUAAUGAAUGAUGUGCGCAUGAAACUGCAGGCCAUUGUUGGUGCAUCCAAAAGCUGGAGUGAACAUCUCAAAUCUGCAAAGGACAGAGCUUCGUUAAAUUCUUUACUGGUCGAAAGCCAGGAGAGCUUACCAUAUCGCUACAUGAAGGACAGUUAUCUGGAGGCUUAUCUACCAUUGGGAAGCCAGCCUCUCUUAAGAGAAAAAUACUUGAAUGUACAUAACUUAGUAAGAUUUGGCAGGAUCCUUGAGGACCUUGAUUCGUUUGGAGUUUUAAUUAGUUAUACUCAUGCCAAAACUGAUUCUCCACGAAGCCCUUUUUCAAUUGUGACGGCACUUGUUGAUGAAAUAGAUCUGGUCAAAAAUAUUAUCCUGCCAGACUGUGACUUGAAAUUCAGUGGUCACGUCACCUGGGUAGGAAAAAGUUCCAUGGAAGUCCAGAUGCACGUAUCUCAGUAUCAGAAUGGCACCUUCAAUCCCGUCUUACAGGCUACUUUUGUGAUGGUGGCACGAGAUCCCUCAAAUAAAAGUGCAGCUUUAAUUAAUCCAUUGAAGCCUGAGGGUCCAGAAGAGGAGAACCUCUUUCGACAAGGAGACUUGAACAAAGCAAAAAGGGCCACACUAAAGGAGACCUCAUUACUGAAAACAACACCGAAUGAAGAUGAGCAGAAAAUUAUACACAAAAUGUUCCUGGAAACUCUGGAUCUUAAGACUGUAAGCUUCCGCAGUCGGAUUUUACCAACAAAUUCAAUGUGGAUGGAGGAUGCAAAGCUCAAGAGUCUGGAAAUAUGCCACCCACAGAUACAGUCCAGUGAGUCUUGGCCCAAGAAAGAUUUGUAUGCUGGAACUGAUGAUAAAAUAAUAGCUCAAGGCAGGGACGUAGAACCAGGAAAGGUAGGAGUACACAUCAUUCCAAAGGAACGUAAUAUUUUCAACAAAAUCUUUGGUGGAUUUCUGAUGAGGAAAGCUUUUGAAUUGGCAUGGGCAAAUGCUUGUGUCUUUGGGGGUUCAAGACCUUAUCCAGUUGCUGUAGAUGAUAUUCUGUUUCAAAAGCCAGUUGAAAUUGGUUCCCUGCUGUACCUUUCAUCACAGGUUUGUUACACCAAAGGCAACUAUAUUCAGGUCAGAGUCCACAGCGCAGUUGUAGACCCAAUCUCCCAGGAGCACAAUACCACCAAUAUCUUCUAUUUCACCUUUGGCUCUGAGAACAAAGUGAUGCAGGUUUUCCCAAAGAGCUAUGGAGAAUCUAUGCUGUAUUUGGAUGGAAAACGGCACUUUAAAGCAAGAUUAAACAAUGACUGAAAUUGAUCAAUCUACCACCAUGUCUAUCUAAGAACAUUGAUUUCUGCACUUGGUGAUAAUGUACUUCUAUACUUUUCUAAAAUAGUUAGAUUUUGCACUAUCUGAAUUACUUGCUAGCUUUAAUGUAUGACAACACUUAACAUCUGAGUGUUUUUCUGCACAAUUCCUAGUAGGUGCAUCUAAUGGGUUAUGACAAAACCUUUAUAAUAAUGGUGCUUAAAGUUCAUCACUGCAUAACAGCCUUGUGUUUAUAUCACUUUCCCUUGCUGAUUUAAUGCAGACAUCAACUCAGAAUACUUCAGGUAUUUGUUCACCAGUCAGCAAUAGUAAGCUACUAGACUGCAAGAACUACUGUUUGGUACAAGAAAACCUGCCACAUGACACUAAGUGCCAUUUAAGGUGUAUAAAAAGUUAAAUAUCUGUUUUUAUAUAUUAAAAAUGUGACAUACGUUGGUUUAAGUUUAGCCAAUGUGACAAUGCAUAGGAACUGAAAUUAUUUUAAACUAAGGUCUAUAUCCAAAUAUACUUGCAUUUCUUUGUACUGGUGUUGAUGGGGAAAAGCUUCUUGCAUAUGUGCAUGGGUUGAGGUUGUUAUAUUAAUACCACAGUAUGUGUUGUCUCCCAUAAAGUAAUACUGACUGGGUAUGUUGGGUUAAAUGACAAUUGUUUAAUGCUUACAAUAACUACUUUUCACUAGUUUAAUUUUGCAUAUUGAGAAAUUUGAGUAAUUCAGCCUGACCAGUUUAAGUACCAUUAAGAUUACUCUGCUGUUGAAUUAAUCAUUGUCCCUUGGUUCCCUUUUCACUCUGCUGGGAACCCAUUCAAUGUGAGGUGUAAAAUCAACUUUGGUGAUUGAUGCAAAAUACCAAAGUUAUCUAAAAUAAGUUGCCCAGAGAAGGGAGGGUUAUUUUUUCUACACCUGGAAGGGCAAUGGGACACUUGAAUGUGAGAGUGAUUAGGCUCUUGAAGGACCCACCUCUCCUGCUGCUUAGUAUACUCUGCAAAUUUCAGAAUCUUUACACAAACCACAGUUGUCUGCUUCCCAAGCUCAGAUUUACACCUUUUAAUUUGGGAAAGUGUAUCGAUGGCAGAAAAUGUGGAAAUGAAUAAAUGUUUUUGUAUCAUGGA